AUGGAUGUUCAUGUACAGUACAAAGCAUUGGCCCAAUGUGACAAGGAUAAGGUCAAAGUUAGCAUUGUGUGCAACGAUAUCAACAGAGCUUCACAAGCAAAGUUUAUUGUGACAUUAGUGAUUCUCCACAAGAUUGGCAAGCUUGCCAAGCGCAGAGAUGACCUCAAGACGAACAAGAAAGCUUCCCAAUGGUGUGCUGUUCUUCAGUACAUUCUCUUGAGUCAUGUAAUGCCACCUUGGGUCAAAGAUAUGGCCAUUGAAGUUAUGGAAGAGCUCAUGACUUUUAAAAGCCACACAGCCUUUGAAAAAUCCUACCCAUGGUUGAAGUGCACCUCAGAAAAGGACUGGGAAAGUAUUGUGCCUAUUUUCUCCUAUUGGAUUGUCCAGGUGGGAGGCAAGAACCACAAUCGACAUUCUCCUGUGUGGAAAGACCUUCCCCAAGCCAAGGCGAGUUUGAAAACAUCUUUCUGUUUCAAGGAAUCUUUGGACAAUGGGUUGGAUGAACCAGCAUCAUCCCAGAGUCAGCAGGCUCUCAUGAAUGAACGCCGUGCCGAAGCCGCAGCAAAGAGGAAUGCAUAUUUUCAGCAAAUGAGCGAUAUCAACAGUUGGAGCCUAAAACGCAAGGAAACUGUGCGAACAAUGCUUCCGCCUGGGGCCACAGACGAGGAUAUGAUCCGGAUUGUUCUAGCAGGUGCUGAUGAAGAUCUCACUUUGGAAGAUUUUGAUGAAAGGCUCAUCUCCCGGAAAUUUAAGCUAUAUCUUCCAGGGAUAGCAUUGUCACAUUCCUUUCUGAAGUCCACAAAGGCGAUACUGCCUCCUUCUCAUCUUUCGGAAAACCACACAUUUUCAAGAAUCUAUGAAAAGAACAAAGGAUGCCCAGUAUCCAGAAAAGGUCUAACAGACUGCUUGCAAGGUCUAGCAGGAUGCAUUGGUCCAGACGACCUCAUGGAAGCAAAAGAUAUCAUAUUGAAAACAUGGUCAACAAAUCCAUUCAUGUUUGAUCCUAUGCACUAUUCUACAUUCUCUGGCGGUCUGCAUUUUUCGCCUAUCAUUGACUUCAUGAUGGGCUUCAUGAAAGUUGAGUGGGGCUCGGAUCCUAUCCCUGUCGCAAACCAGAUGAGAGCAAUGGACAAUGAAGAUCAAGAAGGUGCACAGGCCGAUCCAGACCUGACAGAGUUCUUUGACUUUACCAGUUGCUUCUUCUGGAAUGCUGGACAUGCUUUGGUAUCUCUGGGUGCAGAAUCAGCUGCUCUUGAAGUUGAAUGGAAUGUUGGUGACAUUGUCUCAAUCUGCCAGGCUUACCGGCAGACUGGAACCAAAUGCUUCCACCGUGUUUUUCUUUCUAACAUCCCGGACUACACUGGUGUCUUGCCUGUCUUCACGGAUAUCUUUCCUCUGCUCCAUGAAAGCAAAGCAAAAGUUUCCUGUCAUCUUCAUCAUGACAUUCUUUUCAACAACCCAAAAUUUGAAAGCUAUGCCCAGUACCUAUUCAGCACAACAUCUGUUUCGAGCAUACAAAGGGCGGAAGCAUUACUUGGAAUGAAGUAUUUGGGCAAUGCCGAUGAUGGUGCCUGGCAGGAUUAUCUAUGGACAAGGUCACCUAAAGCCUUCAAAAUGAUGUCAAAAGAAGAAUUUUGCACUUGGUUGCAGAGUCUUUUCCUUUUGACCAUUUUGCCGCCCGUGCGAACCUACAACCAAAACCUCAGGGUACACUAUCCAAACUCUGUUGCGGCCUUUGUUCACCUUCGCAAAUUUUUUGUGCAUCACCUCAAGUAUCCAGCCCACUGGGUGUCCUGUACUCUCGAUGAGAUGCUAUGCACUUCGUCUUCACAGCAAUUCUCAACAAAGGCAAUCAUCCCAUCUUACGACCCACCACUGCCAGUUCAGAGCAAAGGGAAAGAACAGAAGAUUGACAUCAGUGCAUUUACCCUGGAUCUUCAGACUCAAGUGGCAAUAAGCAUUCAACAACAACAACAACUCUCAAAACAACUCUUCUAUCUCCACUGGAAGCCACUCUGUCUUCCAAGCCCCUGCAACAAUACGAAUUGA
Seminavis robusta is the source of this 2049-nucleotide messenger RNA. The record is from the annotation of a GenBank genome assembly. Lineage: Eukaryota; Bacillariophyta; Bacillariophyceae; Naviculales; Naviculaceae.